AUGCAACCAAUGUACAUACAACCUGUUGGCUCAGUUACCUUCUCAAAAAGCAGAAGUGGUACAUCUCCACAGAAUACCACACAAAUAGUUUUCAGUUCAUCUUCUGCAACUGUAUGCAUGUAUGACUUACAUAAAGUUGAAUGCUUCCGUGAAAGUCCGAGUUGGACGCGUCAGUUUACAUGGAUACCUGCUCUGCAUUUAAGGAAACUGUUAGAGAAUGUCACAGAUUCUCCUGGUGAUUUGUGUAAUUGGCAUAUUGUGAAGGUUAUGUUUGUAAAUACUUCAACAACAGCAAGACAGUCAUUAGCUGUUAUACUCGUGAAUAUCAGUCAUAAUCGUUCCCUCGUUUGCUUUUUUCGUUCACUGAGCUCAACAAAAUGCAUCAUAUCUAUUUUGAUACAUGGAGUUUUAACCACAUUGGAGUGGUUACCAUUAGUCGAUAUGACAUACAAAACGCUGGAAUCACACUCAUUAACAUCUACAACAAUGGAUAUGGACAAUGAAGAUACUACUAUAGGAGUUAGUAAAAUUUCUGUUUUGUCAGUUUUCGAUGGUUGCUUCGCUCUUGGAUUCCAACAGGGUCUUGUAGCUCUAUUAGAUUUAUGCCUAUCACAUAAUCGUGAUGAAAAGCAGAGUGACAAACCUGAAAUGUCAAUUGCAGUUGAAAGAUCACAAUGUUUGAAUUGUGUCUCGUGUAAACAACCAAUCUCUCAGUCAUUCAAAAAUAGUGUAGAACACGCUUUAGUAUAUCUUGAUGCCUCUGUUCUUCGUUGGAAUGAUUUCACCUAUAAAUCUGUCAGUGGAAAGACCUUAUCUUCAAUUCCAUCUGCCGGCGUUUAUGUUUCUGCGUUAAGCUACAUUCCACAAGUACAAGGAUUGGCAGUUGGCUUUAAUUUUGGUGGCUGGCAAUUAUGGUCACUGAAUCGGUUAAAUAUGGAAUUUUGUUUACGUCAAGCUACUCCAGCUACACCAGUGGUGAAUUUCAGCUUUUUAGAACCAUCUGAUGACCCAAGAUAUUGUUGUUUUAUAUGGGUUGGUUGGCAGUCGUCGAGAUUGGAAAAUGAAUCUGGUGUAUUCAAAUUCACUGGGAAACAAGAUUCUUCUAAUUUUCAAAAUCCCACAGUCAAACUGUUCCAGUUGUCCUACAGGCGUCGUUAUGAACUAGUGUCUCAUAAACACAAGGGAUAUAAUUUUUAUUAUCAGGAGUUGAUUGGUAUCGCAGAACGUUUGUCUACUACACUAUCUGGUAACAGAACAGACGACACUAAGCCUCAAUAUCCAUCCACAUUGCUUUCUGUUCAAUCGCUUCAUGGACUUGAUGAUUUUAUUGUAGACAAUAGUAAUCAUCCUCAUCCUCAUCAUUACCAUCAUCAUCAUCAUAGCUCAGUGAAUCAUUCUAUUGGAACAAUACGCUUGAUUGCUUUUAUGUGGAAAUUCUCUGAAUCCAUUAUUCGUAUUGGUCUAUUCGACUUAGAUCGAUGGUAUCAUGCACAAAUGCCAACGUAUAUAAGGUCUGAUAAUACAUUCAUUGCCAUUUUCGAUACGUCUAUUCCAGUUCAAAAAGCUCAAUUAUUACAUACCUACUUGAUUGAAUCAAGUCUAAUGUCAUUUUGGAGUCGUGUAGUUCAACGUGAAUCUAGUCUAAUUAAAUGUUGUGAAGCCUAUCCUCCGUCAUUAGUUUAUCCUGCUUCAAAGUUUUCAUCGAAUGGUAGUGUUAAGCGAAUGUCUAUAGUCAAUGGUGCUGCUGGUGGUGGUGGUGGUUGGGGUAGUAAACGUCCAAGACCAAUACCAGAAGUAUUUCUACGACCAUCGUCAUUAUCCUUUCAUUGUCUUGUAUUAUGGACAGAUGAUGCAAUAGCUGCUGCUGCUAAUAACAAUACUACUUUAAAUUUUUCUUUUACUGCUACUCGUAAUCCUUCUUCGCAACAACAUCAACAAUAUGAUGAUUGCCUCUACAAUCUAAGUCGAAUAGCUUUUACAUCACGUCAAGAAGAAUGUUUGUUACAAUUAAGUAAAUAUCAAAAGAAACAAUUUAUAACAACAGAUAAUAAUAAUAAUAACAAUAUUAUAGGCAAGUGUGCAAAAUUCAAUAUUAUCGAUUGGUUAUCUGAAGCCUGGUCAUCUGGUCUAUUAGAUUCACCGGGUUUAGAUGUAAUUGAUGAUGAUGAAUUUGCAAAUUUAUUAAAUUAUGUUCGAAAUACCUUCUCCGGUAGUCAUUUAUGGCAUAAUUCAAAUGAACUCGGUGUUAGUCUAGCCUACGGGGAUGAUUAUGAUAAAGAAGGCGUGAUGAAUAGUGUAGAAAAAUUGAUGAGUAGUAUACAGACAAAAUCAGAGAUGAUUAUAAUUCAUGGGGAUGCUAAUUAUACUACUGCUAAUACUACUGCAGUUGUUAAUGAUGGUGAUAAUACUAUUAGCAGCCAGUAUAAUAGCGGAGAGGACAAUGAUUUCAUCAUAUCAGGAAAACGUCGUCGAAUUAGUUAUGCUGCUGCUACACAGUCUACAAGAAAAUCAUUAUACAAUCAAAAAUUAACAUCAUCAUCAUCAACUAUACCACUAACACUGUCGACGACAAAGAAAACGUCGUGUCAGUAUUCUUUGAAUCCGUGUUGGGUAUUAUUGGCUAACUGUCUAUUAGAGCAUGGAUGUAUUAAUAUACUGAAGAAUCUGGAGAAAUUAACACCACCAGGACAAGAAUCACCCAUCAAUGUGAACUUCAAAUACAGUUGGAUCUGGUUGAGAUUUUGUCGGUUAAAGUCACGCUUUGAUAAAUUGACUAGCCCAUUAUUUAUGUCUAAGUCAACUGGUGAAAAAUCAGCCUUUCUAACAAGUAGUAGUAGCAUUACUAAUAAUCAUUCAGCUAUUCCAGAUCUAUUGGAAUUAGGUUGUACACUCAAUCAGAUACAACUAUUAGCAACACUGGCUAAACAUUGGUUCAAUUCAACAACGCAUUCAGAUGUGUCAAUUAAAUCAUUCAUUAGUGAGAAUCCUGUACAACUAAGCAUAGAGACAUAUCUAUCCUAUGCUAAACUUGUAGUAUUCCUUUUCCGUUUAGGAAUUUUACCGCAAACAUCAAAUGAGGAAUUCUGUGACAGUCGAAUGAAUUCAACAGUUCUUCAAUCGUAUAAUUCAUCUGUUUUAUCAAAAUCUAUCAAUGAUUUACGCAAUACAAGACUGAUGUCUAAUCAACCUAAUGAUGAUGAAAUAGACUUGACAGAAAAUGCAACUAAUCAAUUGACCACUACUAUUAGUGAAUAUCUUCUACACUCUGCACUUCAAUCUUCACUAAAGUUGAAUUCUAAUGGCGGUGAAAGCAUAAGUUUUACGCAGAAUGAAGUUUAUAAUAUAUGGAAAGAACAAGAACAACUGAUAACAGAUCAGUGUAAAACAAUAAAUCUGAGCAGUGCUCCAAUUGAUGAUGGUGAUGAUUAUGAAAAUAUGCCUACAUCUCAAUCGAUUAUACCAGAUUGGUUAACUUAUCCCCCGAGAAAUAUACAAUCUUUAUGUGCAUUAUGGCAAAUACCGUGUAAUGAAAAGAUUAAACGAUCACGUUUAGCUAUUUUAGGCUUUUUAUUAUGUGAUACAGCGGCUGAAACAUUUUUAAUCCAUUACAAACAUCAACAUUAUAAUAAUAAUCUUGGAAACAAUGAAAUGAUAAUUGAUACUGAUGAUAUUAAUAGUUGUAGUACUAAUGUUAAUAAGGUGAAUAAAUGUAACACUGUUCAAAUUGACGAUAAUGUUGAUUGUAAAAGUUCUGAAGCAUUAAAGGCUUUAAAAAUGUGUCGUUAUGUAAUGUCUUUGUUUGUCAAAGCAUUCCCUUCGGCUUAUUCUCUUAUCCCGACGAUCAUAUCACUUUGGCUAAUGGAUCGAGGUUAUUUUCAAGAGUCUAUCUCACCGCAUAUACUAUCUUUUAUCAUUAAUUCUUCUGUAACACAAGUAGUGCCAGUGUCGUCAAAUUGUCCAGUGUACAAAGAUCUCUUCCCAAAUCAAAUUAAUAUUAUGAUUAAUUUAUUUAAACAUUAUGGAAGAUCUGAGUUAAUCGGUGAUUUAUUAAAAUAUUUAACAAUUAACACGCCCACUUCAAUUCAUCAUCAAUUAUCAUCUAAAGGAUUGUUUAAUUUUGCCAACACUAAUGCUACUACUAAUAAUAGUAGUAAAUCUGAUAUUUUAAAUAUGAAACCAAUUGGUGCACCAUACUUAGCUUUAUCAAAAUUGCGUAAUUUAGUUCAAAAAUUGAAUCGAUUGCAUAAUUGUACACCUUUACCAGCUGAUAUGUUGACUUCUGUAGACAGAUUGGCGCGUGAUUCGUUAAUUCAACUGGCUGAAAUCUGUAGACAAGCUGGUCGAUUAACUGAUCUGAUCGGUUUAGGUUUAAAUAUCUGGGAGGCUAAAGUUUUAUUUGAAUAUUAUCAAAAAACUGGUCAGCAUAACCUGUUAUUCCAUUGUUUAAUUGCUCGUUCACAAUAUGAAACUGCUAUGGCAAUAUUUAAAGAUUGUCGACGUACAGGCGUAUUGUAUAGCAGUAAUAACAAAAGCAAGCGUGGAUUGUUCGGCACCAGCAGUGGUGUUAUGGAUAAUGAACAAAGAAGACAACUUCAGUUAAUGGCACAACUACUUAAUUCAUGUCUACCGUUAAUAAAUACUUCUACUACUACCACUACUGCUAUUCAUGAUGGAAAGACUGAACAUUUCAAAGCUUUAGCUAAUGAAUAUAUUAGUAUGGAUGAUUUUCUGACAAAUUCUGAGUCCUCUUCAUUAAUAAACAACACUAAUGGUGUUGACGACAAAAAUCCUUCUUAUAAUGCAGCUGCUGCUGAUAUUAAUAAUAAUAAUUUCAUGGUUCACGAUUACGUAAGAUCAGCAUUACCAGGUGAAUUAAAAAAGUCAUCAAAAAAGUGUACAGCAAAUUCGUUAACCGAUUCAAUAAUCGAUACUGCUGAUACUGCUGCUGUGAUGAUAGAUAUUGGUGUCAAUAAUAAGUCGAAUGCAUUUCUCCUUGCUAGUAAUAAAAAAUAUCGACAAGAAUUUUGGAAUUUAUUCAAAGAGUUGAAAAGUCUUAAUCGAAGUUGUGGAUUAAAUCCAGAUCUCUAUUGUAAUGAUAGAGGAGGUCGUCUCAUGGAUUGCACUGCUUCUUCUUCUGUUGUCAAUAAUAAUACUGGUAUUAGUAAUAUAACAGCGACAACUCCUGGGCAACCAGUUACACUGAAUGAAUCUCGUGUAAAAUUUAGUAGAAAACGUGAAUUCCCCUGUAAAGAGGAUGAUAUUAGUAAGCAGUUGUUAAAAUGUAUUUACACACCACCAUCUUGUGGACGUAAACAACUUCAUGCGAACUCUGCCAGUAGUAGUCGUAUUAUAUCUUCGGAGUCAUUAUUUAAUGAUUUAAAAUCUACUCCAGUCAAUCAAAAGCCGACUUCUAUACUCAAGACGAGACCAUCUAUCCUUGACAAAGGAAGGUCUAUGCCGGUAGGAAUAACAACAACAACAACGACAACAGUGGCAUUCACAACAACAAUUACGUCGAGCAUAUCGUCUCAACCGACUGUGUAUUCUGCUCCUUCCUCUUCUUCUUCUUUAUCACUGUCAUCAUUUUCAGAAGGCUAUAUCUCAUCGUCGACUACUUGUACAGCUACAUCGUCAACAUCAUCAACAUUAACGACAACUAGUAGUAGUAGUACUGUUGACAAACCAAUUCCAGUAACAAAAGAAAAUUAUUUACCCAAAGAUGAUACUAUUGUAUCAAGCCAUAAUUAUAAAGUUGUCAGUGGUGAAGAUGACGACUGUGACAUCACUUUGAAUUUAUCUACUGUUUGUCCAAGCAGUAUGGAUUUUGAUUAUCUGGAGGGUAAAUCAAGCCUCAGUGUAAAUAAUGAUAAGAAGCGUACAGACUUCACUUUUUCUGCUCCUCGACGAAUUUCGUUAAAGUCUAGUACAAUUGUUUCAGAUAGUAAGAAUAAUAGCACAACACUUAAAGAUAAGAAAGAAUUCAUCUUUUCUUCUCCAUUAAUAAGGCGAACAGUUACACAUGUUAAACAAGUUGAUAUUAUCUCCCCAGGUGUAACAGCUUCAACUGAUGACUGUGAUGAUAUGUCGAUUGUAGAGAAUCUAUUCAAUUCUGAUCAUAUUACACCUUCUGAAAAGUAUUUUAUUGAAACUUCGGAUGCACUUCUUACCCAACCUCCAAUUAUCACUUCAUCGAAGAUACGACGAAGUACAGUUAUAACUCCAAUUAACGAAAAACAACCUGAUAAAGAAACCACUGAUUCAAUAGAUGAAGAUAUCUCUAGAAGAGUUACACGAUCCUAUCGAACACGUGAUAUUAAAACACCACCAAAACUGUCUCCUGAUAAAUUAACAACAGAAGCUCUAUUUGAUCAGUUGGAUCGUUUAAAUGAAGAAAGAUUUCGUCGUUCACAAAAUCCUACAACUGAUGUAGAUGAUUUUGAUGAUACCUCAUCUAUAGCAAGUUCUGUUACAGACUCAUCAGAAACGCCAAGACGUUCUACCAGACGAGUUAAACGCCCACAAAGAUUUGAUCCUUCAGCAGUUUAG
This is a messenger RNA of Trichobilharzia szidati, 6546 nucleotides long. Lineage: Eukaryota; Metazoa; Platyhelminthes; Trematoda; Strigeidida; Schistosomatidae. The record is from the annotation of a GenBank genome assembly.